AUGGAAGAGAGGCUGAUCAAAGCUAUACGAGAGGACUGUCUACCAGACCAUGAGACCUGCAUGGUGUUUGGAAUACCCCCUGGCCCGCCGGAACUAGAGCGGGCCGUGUACGCGGUUUACCAAUCGGCGGUGAAAACGUUUGGUGUGACACGGGACCAAAUUGUGGAUGCUCACAUGAACAACAUGAUGGACGAGCUCAUACUGAGCAUCCCUGAGGUUCGGGACAGCGCGUAUGGGAGCCUGGUGGUUGCGAAUGGCGGGAUCAGAUUGGAGAGGUUUCCGGGGGUGCCCUAGGCAGCUGUGUUUGAUGAUGAACAGCUCAGAAAAGCGUUUCUGAUGUUUGUUGUGUACAUAAUGUUGUGUACAUAAGGAGUAGGAGCAAUAAGUAAAGAUUCCAUAUCGGGCUGUAAGUUCUGUGCCCCUGUAAAUCUUUGCGACGAUGGCAUGUUCUGCUGUGUUUCCUCCUUGCAGACAUCCGGAUAAGUGUGCAAGAAGCAAAUAGUUCAGGUGUUCAAGGUGCGGAAGGUAACAGCUUCUUAAAGUUAAGAGUACUGGUUCUGACAUAGUAGGGGCCUUUGGUGGCUGUUUAUUUGUCUUAUAUUUAAACGUUCUCCGGCUGAUUUACCAGACGCAGGUGCACUUGAUAAUAUUUAUCUAGUAGUUUGUUCCUCUUGCACCUUGUGAUAGUUUGUCCUAGGAUUAUCAGGUCCACAAGUGGUUGAACUCAACUGAAAGCAAAACCUUCGACGCUAACCUAUCAUUACUGGCUCCUCAACCUUUGCGGAAGUACUACAGUUCACGAGGC
Molecule: messenger RNA, 805 nt
Organism: Klebsormidium nitens
Lineage: Eukaryota; Viridiplantae; Streptophyta; Klebsormidiophyceae; Klebsormidiales; Klebsormidiaceae
Source: the annotation of a GenBank genome assembly